Molecule: messenger RNA, 7377 nt
Organism: Hemicordylus capensis (graceful crag lizard)
Lineage: Eukaryota; Metazoa; Chordata; Lepidosauria; Squamata; Cordylidae
Gene: RNF224
Product: ring finger protein 224
Exons: 2
Coding region: 4940-5800 (286 amino acids)
Source: RefSeq, a predicted model, not a curated record
UGUGACAGGGGCAAUAGACUGCUGGUCUGUGGCUGGAACUUCAGCCCGAUGUCUCUUGGGUGGCCGUAGCCUUUUGAAUGUCACCAGAAAUGUGUUAAAUUUCUUCCAGAAGACCCUGUGCUAGCUGUUUUCCCUGGCUUUUAAGAAACACUACAGACACUCUAGGAGUAAAUGUUUAACGUUGGUCCUCCUGGGCACAAAGAGUUGGCUAGAGUGCCCUUUUCUAAAGCAGCAUCCGCCAUAUUCCAGUGUUCAAGGCAAAGAAAGAUGGGUUAGCCACAAAGUAAAAAAUAAUCAUCAUCAUGAAAAAUCAACAUGCAUGUGCAACUUGAUUGAUUGAUUAAGUGCCACACAGGACAGGAAGCCACAGUCCAGGCGGGACAUGGGGAAACAGACUGGUUCCAGAUCGGCAAAGGAGUAAGACAAGGCUGUAUACUUUCUCCUUCUUUAUUCAACUCAUAUGCUGAACAUAUACUGAGAGAAGCUGGAUUGGAAGAAGAGGAGCGUGGUUUUAAAGCUGGAGGAAGAAACAUCAAUAACUUGCGCUACGCUGAUGACACCACUCUGUUAGCCGAGAAUGCGGAUGAUCUGCAGUCCCUCGUAAUGAAAGUCAAGGAGCACAGUGCAAAAACGGGACUACAACUAAAUGUAAAGAAGACUAAGCUAAUGAUAAAGGGGACAGCAACCAGCCUCAGAAUUGAGAAUGAAGGCAUUGAAGUGGUGGGGAGCUUCUGCCUUUUAGGAUCGACCGUCAACAGUAAAGGAUCCAGCAGUCAAGAAAUUGGCAGCAGACUAGCACUUGGUAGGGUUGUAAUGAAGUCCUUGGAAAGGAUAUUUAGAUGCCAUGACAUGUCUAUACCUACAAAGAUUAGAAUUGUUCGAUUAUGCUGGUCUAAGACCAUAAUAAAGAUUGAUUGAUUGAAUCGUUCAGGCAGUGGUUUUUUCCUUGGCACUCUAUGGAUGUAAAAGCUGAACUCUGAAGAAGCAAGAUAGAAAAAGUGUUGACGCUUUUGAACUUUGGUGCUGGAGAAGACAUUGGAGGGAUCCCAUGGACAGCCAGGAAGACAAACAAAUGGACCCUAGAACAAAUCAAUCCAGAAUUUUCACUCGAAGCACAAAUGACCAGGCUCAAACUAUCAUACUUUGGACACAUUAUGCAAAGACCCAGCAACCUUGAAAAGUCUGUAAUGCUGGGAAAAGUGGAAGGCAAGAGAAGAAGAAGAGGACGACCAGCAGCCAGGUGGACGGACUCGAUGACGGCAGCAAUGAAGGCACCACUGAGAGACCUUAGAGGCCGCGUGGAAGACAGACCAUCCUGCAGAGAACCUCUCUAUAGACUCUAUAUUAUUGUGCAUGUGCUGGGCAUUUUUAAAAGCCAUUGUGGCUGGAGCUGAUGGGAACUGUGGUCCAGCAACAUCUCGGGACCCAAGCUUGGGAACCUAUCGUGAGGACACUUCACUGUGUGUGAAAUACUGUCUUAUUCUCGCCCUCUUUAUUGCUGUUUCCAUUCCUCUGCUGUCUCCCUUGGGUCCAGUUGUCGAUUUCUAAUCUCUUUGGGGCAUGGGAUUUUCCACUUGUGCUUGCAGUCAAAACACUUUCUCCGGCUGAUCUUUCGAACUGCCACCUUUGCUCUCCAGGUGGUUUGCUGUAGCUUCUCUCCCCCAGGACUUGCUGUGUAGAUACAGACUCCAGUUUUUCCGCAUUCUACCAUGGUUGCUGCUCCUUCCUUAUCUAAACCGAAAGUCAUGACGAGGUUUGUUUGCUAGGAUCGGUACCUGACGGUGGAACAUUCCAGGGACAGCCUCCAAAGGUCACUCCUUGGAGAGCUUUCAGCCACCGUGCAGAAAGUAGGCGCGGUAGGGAGAGAGGGAGCUGCCAUCUACUGAGUCAGACCCUCGGUCCAUCUAGUCCAGCCUUGUCCACACAGACUGGCAGCGGCUCUCCAAGGUUAAGGGGGAGUCCUCCUGGUGCAGCAGGGCUGAAGGCAUUCUAGGUGAGAGGGUGCCAGACGCUAUUCCCUGCCUGAUGCUCUGGGUGGGGCGGCAGGAGAAGGCCGCUUUGCAUAUGGAACUGGAAAGGAACUGCCUGCUGUUAGUUCAGCGCAGGGGUGAGGAAGAAACUACGGACGGAGAGAGCUCACUCUUUCUCAGGAUGGGCUGCUCACAGCCUAUGCUGGGUCUUUGGAAAGUCAAACACAGACAGUCCUACGUUGUGACUCCGGGCCAGUCACUUCUCUCUCGGCCUGACCUACCUCACAGGGUUGUUGCGAGGAGAAGCAACCACGCACACCCUUCUGGCCUCCUUGGAGGAAGAGCAGGGUAUAAAUGUAAUAAUAAUGAUAAUGAAAUCAAUCCUGCAAGCUAGUGCCUUCAUUUCUGGGACAAACGGAACCGGUUACGAAUCUGUUGGAUUCAUUCCAACUGCACCCGGGGAUGCAUUUGACAAGCGGGGAUGCGUUUUUCAGAACCCCUCCCUCCGCGACAGUAAAAUAAAGGGGUUACUCGUAACUCCUGGCUUGCGCUUCCCCACCCAGCCCCUCCUUGCUGGGGCCAUUUUAAUCAGCCGGAUGCCCCAGGAUGAAGUAUUAUCCUGGGGCGGUGCGAAUCGGGAAUAUAAAGGUCGCUGCAAGGACGUGGCAGCAUGCUUGCGUCUCUCCCAGGUAGAAAAGACAGGCGCUUUCGCUUUUAAAUAGAAGAAACAUGACUCUAAAGAACAAAAUGGGGAAAUGCAAAUUUUCAAAACGGAGAUUAAAAACGUGUGUAUAAAAUUUGUGUUGGGUUUUUAUUUUAUUUUAUUUUUUUGAAGUGCAGAGUUCCUUGCACGCUCCUGCACACUGCACUUGUACAAUGCAGCAUGGAGCCUGGGUGCUCAUUCCGCUUGCAGAAACCUGCAGGAAAGUGAUGCCUCGGCCCGCAGUGAAGUGCUGCAGGGCAGAAGUAGCGGCUGUCAGCUUCAGCUUCAUCUCUCUCUCUCACCCUCCUCCCCGUGACGUUCAUCUUGCUGCCAGAGCCGAUCCAGUUCCUGGCUCAGCAGGAGUCUGGGUGCAUUUUUCCCUGACAAGUCGCCUCUGUUGUUUCUGCCCAGCAGUCAAGGUGCGAGAGGAAUGCGGCUGGACCGGUCUGCAUGUUUAUCGAGGCCCUUGCCGAAAAUAUCCAUCCAGAGCUGGCCGUGGGCUGGCAGCUUCCUCCUUCUGGAUGGGGGGUUAGUGGGGUGUGAAAAGGUCAAUGCUCGCUCCGCUCAGUGCUGACAUUGUGUGCUCUUCAAGUUCUUCUGGUUCAGCUGCUCUCGCUUCCACUCCGCUCUUGAUGCUGUGCCCACGGGGAAAGAUGCAGGGCGCUUCUUAAAAUUCGGGAGAUAGAUGGCAAGCCGCUUAGACACAGGAUCCGCAGUGGAGGCUUAUGAAAUGUGGCAUGGCUGGUGUGGGGUUGCAGAGACCUUUUUCUCCUUCCUCCCUAAUUAUAGAACUCCUGUCGUCCAAAUAAGCUGAUUGGUAGGGGAGUCUGGGCUCCCCUUCCCUACACACACACACACACACACACACACACACACACAGAGCAGAAAAUGUGUGGAAUUUGCUGCCGCAAGAUGUGGGGAAUGACCCGUGGUUCACAAAGAGAUGAGGACAAUUUGAACAUAGGAGGCUGCCUUAGGUAGAGUCAGACCCUUGGUCCAUCUAGCUCAGGAUUGUUUGCACUGACCGGCAGCAGCCCAAGAGAGUUUCAGCCUCAGGGGUCUUUCCCAGCCCUACCUGGAGAUGCUGCCAGGGAUGGAGCUAGCAGGAAUAUGAUGGAUAUUUCUGAUGAAUAUAUGCCGCCUUUCAACAAACGUCCCCAAAGAGGUUUACAUCAGUAUUAUAAAUCAAUCAGUAAAAUGGCUCCUUGUCUCUCAAGGGCUUACAAUCUAAAAAAGAGACAUAAAAUAGACACCAGCAACAGCCGCUGGAGGGAAUGGGGUGUGAUGGAUGACCUUCUGUAUGCAAUGAGCCUGGGCCCCAUACACAGGUCUUCCAUCCAAGCACUGACCACACCAAGACCUGCUUAGUUUCAUCAAGGUGGCUGUAUCAUGUGCCCUGAGACCUCGCUCUGGGUUUUCCCUCCCGAGGGGUCCCUCCUGGAUAUCCAGUUCCUCUUGCAGCCAUUUGCACUGCUGAAGAGGCAAGCCGGUUUCUGAUUCAACAAGAAACCUCUUCUGCAUAUGGUGGACACUCAGGAGACCCUUCUAGCUGCUUAGGAAUUUUUCUCUGCUCUCUGCACUGAGAGGACCACGUGAAAAUGAACCAGGGCCUCCCACAGCGGCAGACCACCGCACCUGAGAUCUUGGAAGUCGAACAGUGAAGUCGUAUGGAAGUCGUAUGUGAAAAAAUGAAGGGGCCUUGUACUGAGACAGGCUCUCGCUUCACAUAGCUCAUCUGCUCUGACUGGCAGCGGCUUCCAGGCAGAGAUCUUUCCCAGCUAUUUCUGGAGAUGCUGCCAAAAACCAAACCUGGGUCCAGGGCAUGCAAAACUUGACUACCUCCCUACCCCCAUUUUACUGGGCUCCCUUUCACUGGAGGUUUUUAAACAGAGGCUGUGUGAUCAUUUGUCAGGAAUGCUGUUGUCCCCUGCUAACUGAGCAAAGGGGCACUUUUUAGAAGUGGUGAUAUAGGAGGUGAUAUAUAUGUGCCUAAAGUGAUGAUAUAUAUGUGCCUCCAAGGAAGUGCUCUGACAAAACUGCCGUUCCCUAGAUGCUUGCCGGCUAAAUUGGCUGCAAAGAAAGCCGUUUCGCCCUAGAGGUGAUUAGCUAUCAAGCUGGACGGAGGGAGGGAGUGGAAGAGGCAAGGGCCAGAGGUCAGAGAAGGUGGCCUCAGGUGCGGGCAAGUGGAGGGCACCCAAAGGCCACACGCGUGUCCAGAAUUGCAGGCUUGUGGGCCUGCCGGCCUCACAGAUGGCUCAUUUCACUAAUGAGACCUGCGGAGCGGCUGGAGAGAGGAAUAUUAGGCUCUGCCCAGGGAGACAGGCGGCCCCGAGCGCGCCUGAUUGUGUUUCGGAGGCUAUUGUCAGCGGGGGCAACAGUAACCCGACCCGGCUGGGCUGGCUCCCUCGUGGCAGAUACAAUGGCACAACUGUAUCGGAAACGUGAACCGCCGAUAAUUACCGGAGUGGGAAGCCAGAGGCCUCCUUCAGCAGAGGAGACGGAGAGAGAAGCCACCCCCGGGCCGUGGCUUGCUCCUUGGGAGGGACCCUCUGGCUCGGAGCUGAGCCCAACUUCCUUCAAAACUGGCUCGGGUCCGGCGAGGAUGCAACAACCGGAAAGGAUGGCUCAGACUCCGGGGGCUGAAAGCAGCGAGGCAGAAGAAGAACGAUCCGAGGCCCAGGCACUCCUCCCGAAUCGUGGUAGCCACAAAAUUGACUGCAUCAUCUGCUAUUGCUCCUAUGACCUGUCGGCCCGCCUGCCCCGCCGCCUCUAUUGCGGCCACACCUUCUGCCAGGCCUGCAUCCGGCGCCUCAACACGGUCACCAACGAGCAACGGUGGAUCCCCUGCCCGCAGUGCCGCCAGAACACCCCCACCCCCCGCGGAGGGGUGACCAUGCUCGACCUGGACCUCACGGCGUUCUUGGCGGUCAAGUCGGAGAAGGAGCAUCCCCGCGUGACGGGCAAGGCAGAGCCUGAGCUGGCCUCGAAAAUGUCCGUCAAGGAGAACCCGGUCACGCAGCAGCCCACAGGCCUGUGCCAGGAGACGUUGCCGCAGCCGUAUUUCCCGCAGAACAGCUGCUGCGACCAGUGUCUUUGCUGUGGGACCACGGCAGCUUUUCAGGGAUGACUUGGCUUACGGUCUGGGUGGUGUGGCUAGUCCCUAGUGAACUCAGAAGCUGCAGUUCUGAGGAUUUCCUCCAGGUGGCCCAGGUGGCCUUUCUCUGCCAGGACAUCCCUAGCCCUGAUUGGCUGUACGAGCCUGGUUCCCUGAUUGGCUGAGAGCUCUAUAAAAACCCAGACAGGUCAAGUGUGUGGUGGGGGGGGGGGGCAUUUUUGAGCAUUCUGCUGUGAUGGCAGGCAGCAAGUGAGGACUACUCCCAACAUUUUUGUUUGGCCAGUCAUCAACCUGUUUUAUUUUUACUGAUUCUUGCCUUCUGGUGGGCUUUCCUGGUGGACUUUGACCUUGGUUGCUACCUGUGUGACUUGCAAAAUUAAUCUGUUUGGCACCUGGGCUUGUUAACAGACACACACACACACACACCCCACACACACACAUAUACUGUCCUCUGGGGAAAUGCUAACUCUUCACAACAGGAGCAUUUCCAGAUGGGGCUUUUAGCUCACUUCUCCUUCAGAAUGGAGGGUGUGCAUUCACAUAUCAGCCAGAUUUAACCCAAGGUCCCUGCAAGCUAUCAGGGAGCACUCCAGACACGGUUCGGGACAGGUUUUUCGUUGCGCGUUGGAGCAUAGCCUAAUUUAUGUCCGGGGUUUUAAAAAACCCCACUUUUUGCAUCAUUUUUGGGCGGGCAAAUCUGAACUCGCAGUCAAGCCUUGCAGUAAACCUGCAGUCAAGCCCGCUGUCUCUGGAAAUGCUCCAGGUUAUUCAAGGAUCUGUUCCAAGCUCUGAUACAGAGCUGGAUAUUGACAUGAGCUUUGGAGGGCGGAGGGAGAUAUCAGGUUGGUCUGCACUUGCUUCUGGAAGCUGUUUGGGCAGCUUGUUGUUGUGCUGCCUGUGGUGUUAUUUCUUUCAACUGCACACAGAUCAUGGUGACGAUCUUUUCAUAUGCUGCUAACGUUGCAGGAACGAUGUACCACCUCUGAAAUAUGAGGGGAGGAAGGCAGUUCUGGAAUGGAUUUCAAAUGAGAUGGGCAUGUAUAACAUCAGAAGAAGAGGAACCUAAUUUGGAGGAAGCUAUCCAUUUGUGAAGGUGAACAGGUGGAGCUAUGCAUAGUUGUGUUAAACCACAGGAGGUCGGAGUUUCACCCUGAAGCCAGUACUGGACAAUAACAUAAGAUUUAGCCACUCUUACCACCACCGUCGGAUGGAACGGACAUUGUUCUAUUUGUGUGUUUGUUGUUUUCAUCAUGUCAUUCACAGUUUUGUUCCACUCUGACUUUAGGACAAAGGAGGUAACACAUCCCAGGAUGCCUACAUAACACCACUCGUCCAUUUCAUUGCCAUUUUAUUUAUUUAUUUAUAUCGAAGCUAACCGCUUUGGGAACUUUGGUUGAAAAGCGGUAUAUAAAUAUUUGUCGUCUUGUCGACGUUGUCAUCCAUUCAAGCACCCGGCGUGCUGAAAACAUUCCACGUCUUGUUUGUUUUCUUCUUCUUAACACGUCAGUUGCAUAUGUGCGGACUCGUCACGUUUCAGUUCAGAAUGCCUUGGGUUGUUUUUCAUUAAAAAAUGCAUGCAUGUUUUUGCA